AUGAGGACCCGCUGGCUGGGGCUGCUGCCUCUGCUCCUGCUGGCCUGGCCAGCCCAGGCCCUGAGGUGUCACCAGUGCUCGGCCACACAUGACUGCCUCCAGCCCACAGAGUGCCAAGCCAACACCCACUACUGCCUGACCACCUGGAACAGUCCCCCAGGCCAGAGAACGAACAUCAUAAAAGCUUGUGCUUAUACCUGCCCCGGCUUCCAGGAGAGCCUGGCUUACUCCAGGGCUUCCUGCUGCAACACAGACCUCUGCAACAGCGCCCCACGUGCCCGCGUCAGCUGGGGGCUACUGGCCCUCAGCCUCUGGUGCGUCUGCCUCAGCAGGUAG
This is a messenger RNA of Dipodomys spectabilis (banner-tailed kangaroo rat), 336 nucleotides long. Its product is annotated as lymphocyte antigen 6D-like. The transcript is spliced from 3 exons. Lineage: Eukaryota; Metazoa; Chordata; Mammalia; Rodentia; Heteromyidae. The record is from RefSeq and is a predicted model, not a curated record. Gene Ontology annotation, molecular function: acetylcholine receptor inhibitor activity. The coding region runs from base 1 to 336 and encodes 111 amino acids.